This is a messenger RNA of Alligator sinensis (Chinese alligator), 2341 nucleotides long. RefSeq names its product Ras association (RalGDS/AF-6) and pleckstrin homology domains 1 (gene RAPH1). The record is from RefSeq and is a predicted model, not a curated record. The coding region runs from base 51 to 2099 and encodes 682 amino acids. Gene Ontology annotation, biological process: signal transduction. Gene Ontology annotation, cellular component: cytosol; plasma membrane. The transcript has 16 exons. NCBI's taxonomy places the organism in Eukaryota, Metazoa, Chordata, Crocodylia, Alligatoridae.
UAGCAGAACUGCUCAAGUGGGGUCGAUGGACUGCUGACAUUGGAGGAGAAAUGGUCAUAAUGACUUGUUUAGACACAAAAAUGGAGCAGUUAUCAGAUGAAGAACUUGAUCAUGGUGCAGAAGAAGACAGUGAUAAGGAAGACCAGGAUCUGGAUAAGAUGUUUGGGGCCUGGCUUGGGGAGCUAGACAAACUUACACAGAGUUUGGAUACAGAUAAGCUGGUGGAACCAGUAAAGAAAUCGCCUCUUCGUCAGGAAACCAAUCUUGCGAAUUUCUCCUAUCGUUUCUCCAUGUACAAUUUGAAUGAAGCCCUAAAUCAAGGAGAGACUGUGGAUCUGGAUGCCCUCAUGGCUGAUCUUUGUUCCAUUGAGCAGGAGCUCAGCAGCAUUGGGUCCCAGUCAGCAAACAGUGCUGCAAUGAAACGUCUGGCCACAGAAGCAAAAUCUCAAAAACUACCUGGUCGACCUGCCUCUAAACAUAGCAGUAUAAAAGGAUUAUCGUCAUCUGGUAAGGUUACUAAGCCUCCACAUUCCAAUUUUUCCUUGGAUGACAUCACUGCACAAUUGGAGAAGGCCUCCUUGAGCAUGGAUGAAGCAGCACAGCAGUCUGUAACUGAAGAUACCAAACCUGUAGUUACUGCUCAGCAUAGGAGGACAGCAUCAGCUGGCACAGUAAGUGAUGCUGAAGUGCGUUCUAUCAGUAACUCAUCCCGCUCCAGCAUCACCUCUGCAGCCUCCAGCAUGGACUCUUUGGAUAUCGAUAAGAUGACAAGACCUCAGGAACUGGAUCUGACACAGCAAGGGCAGCCAGUUACAGAGCAUAAUGUUUCUGGGGGACAUCCUAUGAAGCAGGCCAAGCGUCACAUUGACUUCACAGAAGAGGAGGCUGAGCUGGCUCCUCACUCCUAUCUGGACAGGGAAACCUCCCUCCUUCUGAGAAACAUUGCAGGAAAGCCUUCUCAUUUGCUGACCAAGGAGGAGCAGGCUGCUAAACUGAAAGCUGAGAAGAUCAGGGUUGCUUUAGAGAAGAUUAAAGAGGCACAGGUGAAAAAGCUGGUGAUCAGAGUCCAUAUGUCUGAUGACAGCUCCAAAACUAUGAUGGUAGAUGAGAGGCAGACAGUGAGACAAGUGCUGGACAAUCUGAUGGAUAAAUCCCACUGUGGUUACAGCUUGGACUGGUCACUGGUAGAAACCAUUUCUGAAUUACAAAUGGAGAGAAUCUUUGAGGACCAUGAAAAUUUAGUUGAAAACCUUCUGAACUGGACAAGAGACAGUCAAAACAAACUUAUGUUUGUGGAACGUAUAGAAAAAUAUGCUCUUUUCAAAAAUCCCCAGAACUAUCUGCUGGGGAAAAAAGAAACCUCUGAGAUGGCAGACAGAAACAAAGAGGUGCUGCUAGAGGAAUGUUUUUGUGGAAGUUCUGUAACAGUGCCAGAAAUUGAGGGAGUCCUGUGGCUGAAAGAUGAUGGCAAGAAGUCUUGGAAGAAACGUUACUUUCUUUUGCGAGCUUCUGGAAUCUACUAUGUUCCUAAAGGAAAAGCAAAGGUUUCACGGGAUCUUGUGUGCUUUCUUCAGCUGGAUCACGUCAAUGUUUACUAUGGACAGGACUAUCGGAACAAGUAUAAAGCCCCUACAGACUACUGUUUAGUGCUAAAGCAUCCUCAGAUCCAGAAAAAAUCCCAGUAUAUCAAGUAUCUCUGCUGUGAUGAUGUCAGAACUCUACACCAAUGGAUUAAUGGCAUUCGUAUUGCCAAGUAUGGGAAGCAACUGUAUGUGAACUAUCAGGAAGCACUGAAGAGGACUGAAUCAGCGUAUGAUUGGACUUCUCUGUCUAGCUCUAGCAUCAAGUCAGGCUCCAGCUCUUCCAGUUUACCAGAAUCUCAGUCGAAUCACUCUAAUCAAUCUGACAGUGGAGUUUCUGACACCCAGCCAACUGGACAUGUGCGUUCCCAGAGUAUUGUCAGUUCUAUGUUUUCCGAAGCCUGGAAGAGAGGUACUCAGCUAGAAGAGUCCAGCAAGAGCUUCUGUGGUGGGUCUCCCCAUCUCCGGAAAGAGGAAGGAGGCGGCAGUCAGUGGGUUUGUUUUCUCCGAGCUGGAUAAUACAACAUUGGUAAACAAUGUAACUAGUAUCCUUAUAUAUUCCAUUUCAGGGGAACUGAGUGAGUACUUGGCUGAUAUUUUUAUUUUGAACUAAGAUUUGAAUGAUGAUCAGGUAAAUAGAAUUUCUUUUAUAGAACUUUACAGGGAUUUAUAGUUAUUCACUUCCAUUCAAUUCUGGCUAUUUUUGUCAUAAAACAAGAAAGCAGCAGGGAUUAAGACUUACAGUGUUGUUAUUUUUAUUU